AGAGCAGCAGAGAGCUGCAUUAGUCCAACCUGAGAGGCAAGACACACACACACGGUGCUUAGGGAGGGAACUGAUACACACACAUUUAUAGCUCACGCCUGGAUAAGACUUGCACAUUGCAGGAAACUAGUGCUGUGCUACAGAGGGAGCAAUUUACCAGCCGGACCCCCUUGACUAGCCCCGUGGCCCCCUGACUCUGAGCCAAGAUGCCCAACUUCUCUGGACACUGGAAAAUGAAGCAGUCAGAGAACUUUGAGGAGAUGCUGAAGGCUUUGGGAGUGAAUGUGAUGCUGAGGAAGAUCGCCGUGGCUGCGGCGUCUAAACCAGCCGUAGAGAUAAAGCAGGAAGGAGAGAUGUUCUACAUAAAAACCUCAACAACAGUUCGGACCACUGAGAUCAACUUCAAAAUUGGGGAGGAGUUUGAUGAACAGACUGUGGAUGGGCGCCCUUGCAAGAGUCUGGCCAAAUGGGUGAGUGAAAACAAAAUGGCUUGUGAACAAAGACUUCUCAAAGGAGAUGGACCCAAGACAGCCUGGACCAGAGAACUGACCAACGAUGGAGAGCUUAUCCUGACCAUGACUGCUGAUGAUGUUGUCUGCACACGGAUUUACAUCAGGGACUAAUUUACAGAACUCUAUGGGAUAAGAGGCACCAUCCUCACCUUCCCCAGCCUAACUUAGUCUUCAAACCUUUAAUAACCAACCCCUGUGAAGCAGAGAGUACCCACUUUACUGCACACCAUGAAACCAGCAACACUCCAAGUCCACAUUCAUUCUUUCUCCCACAGAUUCCUCUAUAUAGUCUGGCAGAAUGUUUGCACAUAUUAUGCGACAAGAAUUCAUCUCUUCCUAAUCGUACAUCAAAGACUUUAGAUGCAUCUCAUUGCUGUUUUUUUGUAUUUUUGGAAGGGUUUUUAUACCAAGCUAUUGACCAUAGUAUCACAUAGCAAUACCGUUAUCCCAGGUGUAUCUCGAUUUUGAACUCAAUUCACAAUGAAUUUGAAAAAUGAAUGUUUUAAGUCUUUGGGUUGUCCAAUGAUGCCUGGUCCUUCAUAGUCUAUAGUUCUUUUUCUUGUCUUGUUUUUCCAUUAGACCUUAAAAAAGUAGCAAGUGUUAAGGCAGAACUGGUUUCUGAGCUGGUGAACAAAUUUCCAGUAACUGAGUGUUCCAUUUAGGUUUUAAUGGGCACAAACCAUCAUAAGAACCCAACUGCAGGCAUCUGUUUCAAAGAAAGAGCUUUUUUUUUUAAAAACAAUAGUUUUCUUUUGCACUAGAUUUAAAUAAGAAAGACUGGACUGUACUCUCUUAGAUAUAAACACCCAGAGAAGACGUUAGAUGCUGGGAGUCAUAUCUCCAAAAACAAAAAACAUUCUCCAAAAACAUUCCUUUAAAUGUCCUUCAAAAAGUUUUUCUGCCUUGGAUUCCUAUCACGAUUAUCUCUUGGGUCAAUCCAGAAUGUCAGUAAAUCCAAGCCAACCACAGACAGGUUAUUAUAAAUGAACAGAUAUGAUUGUAUAUAAAUCCUAAGUACUGGAGAGUGAGAAAGUCUUGAUAGAUCAGAAAUAUGGAAGGUUUGUGUAGGAGACAAUGGAAGCAUCAUGGAUCCCUCCACUUCCUGCUUUACUAUGAACUAUACAACAUGACUUUCAUUAUGGGACAUAAAGAGAACGGGACCAUAGCCACCCUCAUCCCAAGGUUGUGCAAUUUUAGCAAGCGCUAUGCAUAGAUUUGCAACAUUCUCAUUGCUAUAUUGUCACUUUAGGGCCAGCUCUGUAUUUUAUAUGAUUCUGAGACAGAGAAGUAUUAAGGGUACAUGCAUACUUACUUUCAGAUCGUUCUAAGGAGUUCAGCCCAAAGCCUGCUAACAGCCAUUGACUCAAAGUCACUUGGUGGAGUGCAAUCACUGUGGGACCCUGGCUACUCCUGGUUUAGCCUGGUUUAUACCUGCUAUGCUAUCCCACAGUCACACUCCCUUCCCAGAGACUAUUAUCCACUGUUACUAUAGACACCAUCUCUCCCUACUAUACCUGCUAUCCCACA
Molecule: messenger RNA, 2039 nt
Organism: Xenopus laevis (African clawed frog)
Lineage: Eukaryota; Metazoa; Chordata; Amphibia; Anura; Pipidae
Gene: crabp2.S
Product: cellular retinoic acid binding protein 2 S homeolog
Exons: 4
Coding region: 207-623 (138 amino acids)
Molecular function (GO): lipid binding
Source: RefSeq, a predicted model, not a curated record